Messenger RNA from Amyelois transitella, 1545 nucleotides. RefSeq names its product isocitrate dehydrogenase [NADP] cytoplasmic (gene Idh). Gene Ontology annotation, molecular function: isocitrate dehydrogenase (NADP+) activity; magnesium ion binding; NAD binding. The transcript has 2 exons. Gene Ontology annotation, cellular component: peroxisome; mitochondrion; cytosol. The record is from RefSeq and is a predicted model, not a curated record. The coding region runs from base 172 to 1398 and encodes 408 amino acids. Gene Ontology annotation, biological process: isocitrate metabolic process. Lineage: Eukaryota; Metazoa; Arthropoda; Insecta; Lepidoptera; Pyralidae.
GUCUCUUCGGUUUACGGCGAUAGGUUAUAUAGGUACCUACUUAAUAUAGGUAUGAGAUAGUGUGUUUUAUCGUCACCAAUCACCGACGUGUCACGUUAGUUUCACUGGCGCAGUGAGGGUGAUACGACGGAUAUAUAAUUUGUGAAUAGCUGCUUAUUUAGAACCAUCAACAUGUCGAAAAUAAAGGCUGGACCCGUAGUCGACAUCCUCGGUGAUGAAAUGACCAGGAUCAUCUGGGAUCUGAUUAAAGAUAAGCUUAUUUUACCUUUCUUGGACAUUGAAUUGCAUACAUUUGAUUUGGGCAUGGAGUAUCGUGAUCAAACAGAUGAUCAAGUAACAAUCGACUGUGCCAAUGCCAUCAAGAAAUACAACGUGGGCAUUAAAUGCGCUACUAUUACACCUGACGAAAAGAGAGUAGAAGAAUUCAAAUUGAAAAAGAUGUGGAAAAGUCCCAAUGGAACCAUCCGUAACAUCCUCGGCGGCACUGUCUUCAGAGAAGCCAUUAUUUGUAAGAAUAUCCCUCGCCUUGUCACUGGCUGGGAGAAACCCAUCAUCAUUGGGCGUCACGCUCAUGCUGAUCAGUACAAGGCUACCGACUUUGUCGUACCUGGUGAAGGAAAACUUGAACUGAUUUGGACCCCACCCUCUGGACAACCAAUAAGACAUGUCGUCAAUGAUUUUAAGGGUGCCGGUGUAGCUCUCGGCAUGUUCAAUACUGAUGCCUCUAUUGUAGACUUUGCCCACUCGUCAUUUAAGUUCGCCCUUGACAGAAAAUAUCCUCUGUACCUGAGUACAAAAAAUACUAUUUUGAAGAAAUAUGAUGGCCGCUUCAAAGAUAUCUUCCAAGAAAUUUACGAGAAGGAAUACAAAAAGCAAUUCGAGGCUGCAGGUAUUUGGUAUGAGCAUAGACUUAUCGAUGAUAUGGUUGCUUAUGCUAUGAAAUCGGAAGGUGGAUUUGUAUGGGCUUGUAAGAACUACGACGGCGAUGUGCAGUCAGACUCGGUCGCUCAAGGCUAUGGUUCUUUGGGUCUGAUGACAUCUGUCUUGAUUUGCCCUGACGGCAAGACAGUUGAGGCAGAAGCCGCUCACGGUACGGUAACCAGGCACUUCCGAUUCUACCAGCAAGGCAAGGAAACAUCCACCAACCCCAUCGCUUCUAUUUUCGCCUGGACCAGAGGGCUUCUCCACCGCGCCAAAUUGGAUAAUAAUCAAGAGCUCAAGAAAUUCGCUGAAACGCUCGAAAAAGUGUGUGUUGACACUAUUGAAUCUGGAGUUAUGACUAAAGAUUUAGCUAUUUGCAUCAAAGGCAUGAAUAAUGUAAAGCGAUCAGAUUAUUACGAAACCUUCGAGUUUAUGGAUAAAUUGGCUGAAAACUUGAAGAAAAGCUUGGGCAAAUGACUCCACGCGAUGCAGCUGAAAAGUAAUCUUUGAAUGCAUAAAUUAUUUUAAUGGUCACAAGGAAUUAAGGGUAUUUUGUUAUCGCAUUUAUUUAUUUCGAGUAUUUCUAUUGUAUUCAGUGAAUAAAAUCUUUACAUUUCUGUAAAA